CCCGGAGGCCCAGGAGAGGCUGCCCGUUGCGGGAGAGACAGCCGCCCAGCGCACUGCCCAGGAGGCCUCAGAGAGGCUGAUGCCAGGGCCAAGUGAGUCUGGGGCAGCAAAAGGAAAGGCAGGGCGGGCCUGGGCCAAACAUGGCUUUGGGGCAGCCUUCCCCUUCUGCCAGGCGCCAAAGCUGAGGUUUGUGCCCAUUGUCUUUCCUUCCUGGCAACUCCCCAGAGGCUGGUGACUGAUGGCUCAUAGGCCCGGCCGGCACUGGUCCAGGGACUGCCAUUUUGAGAAGACUGGUCCAGGGCAGUGGGGAGCACAGUCCUAUGGACAUGGACAUGCGAAACCCACCCCAAGUGAGGGCUUGGCUGCACAGAGUCUGGAGGGUGCGCAGGAGGCGCAUGGUUAUGAUCCAGCCAUGAUAAUAUGCGAAUGUUAAAAGAUAAAACUAAGCAAUUGUUAUUAGACAAUCAUAGAAUAAUCAUUAAAGGUUAAGAAGAAGAAAACUUUAAUGGUCUGGGCAGAGUAGCAAAGGAUUUUAGAAGGGGAAUAAAUAUCUGGUGUUAUACAACUAGAUAUUCGAUGAGAGGUAAAAGUAAUGUAAGAAAGGAAAGUAAAACGAGAAGAUAGGAAGCCUCUCUAGCUGAAAGGAAGAGGAUCAGGGAAGAAGAGCAAAUCAGUAUAAAUGGUAGCUUAGUGUUAAGAGAGGGUUAAGUACGUAGUGGAGGGUAAGAGGAAGGAAGGAAGGAAGGAAGGGAGAGAGUGGGAAAGGACAGAAAGACUGAGAAAGCGGUCAGAGAAGUAGGAAGGGAGAAGAAGAAGAGAACUGAAAGAAAGGUUGAUAAAAAUGAAGGAUGUUGGAUGAGGUCAAUAGAUUAAAGGAAAAGAUGUAUUAAUGUGGAAGAAUUAUGGGAAACGUUAGAGAUUUGUGUCUUGGUUUAAUGUAUGUUUGCUGUAUGUUUUGUUAUAAGAUUCAAUAAACAUCACAAAAAAGGAUGUUUGAUCUGGAGGGAGAUAAAAGUCAUUUAAUUAAAUGGUUUAAAAGGUAUAACGCAAAGGGACAAAAAGGAAGAGUGACAAAGAGCAACCUAUAGAGUCUCCUUCCUUGGAGGCUGUCUUUAAGCAGAGGCUGGAUGGCCAUCUGUCAGGGAUGCUUUGAUUUGGAUUUCCUGCAUGGCAGAAGAAGGGGGUUGGACUGGAUCAGGGCCCUUCUUGGGGUCUCUUCCAACUCUAUGAUUCUAUGAAAACAUGUUUUAAAAACCCUAAAAUAUAUAGUUCCUACUUUCCUGCCAAUGGUUCCAAUAAAUGUACAACUCUAGUUCCUUAGUGUGCCGUGAACAAUCGCACUUUCUAAAGCUCACGGUCUGGUUUCCUUCUGGCCUUCUUUGGUGCAAACCAUUAGCCAACAUAGGUUGCAAUGCGAUACCUGGUCCCUCUGCCUUCUCAGGAGGUACCUCCCUGCCUCCAGGAACAAUGUAAGGUGGGGGGCUUCCUUCCCUUGGGCAGACGUCCCUGACCUCCCUCUACUGACCUGCUGCCGUUUGUGCCCAAAGCCUGGCAGGGCUUUGGGAAGGCAAGCGAGCCAGCGAUUGUGCCAGGGAGGGGAAGCACCUGUGCUCCUUGGGCUCAUUUGCCUGCUGUGCCACCGGAAGCCUUCAGUCAUUUCCACCCAAUUUGCAAAUGGUGGUGGUGGUGAUGGUAAUGGUGGGAGCGCCCAGCCCCCUCGCUCCUUAAUUCCUCCCCACCCUGAGCCAGUUUCUCCCCCUUCCCCCACCAUUAAAGUGGUGCUAUAAUUGCCACCUUUCCAGCAGAGGGUGCCCAUGCCAGCACAUAAGGUCAAAAGAAGCCAUCAUGAUGUACAGACAGAAAUACUGUACACUUCCACUCCGCUGCCUAGAAACAGGUCCUUUCAUCUCCCGGUAAUGCAGAACAAACCCAGUGGGUCUUUCUUGGGGCUGGGGGGUUAUGAGCAAGAGUGUAUCAAGGGACAGUUUGGAGCUGGUGUGGGUUAGGAGAAAUACUCUUUCUGUGCCCACAGAGAUGACGGCCAUCUGGGAGGUCUUGCAAAAUGUUUCCCCUGGGAACUGGCGACAGGAGCUGGUCCAGCAGCUGAUCCUUCCGGUGGCCUGGCAUGCCUCCGAAAUGGUAGUGGUGAGGCUGGGCUCUCUGGGGAGGCACAGGGAGGAUGGAGGAACUGAGACCCAAAACCCAGGAGAUGUGGGGAGCUCUGCCCAGACCAGGUCCUCUGAGAUAUUUUGGGCAGGGUGGUACAUGCCUUGAAAGGGAGCCUGGCUGUUCAGGGAAGAGCCACCCAGCAAUUGCUCAGCGGUGGAGGAGCUGAGGCUGGUCCAGGCUGUGAGCGAGCACCUUGUGUGGCAGCAGAGCCUGGGGUCUCCGGCCUCCUCUGCUCCCUCCUCCCACCACCUGUGCCUUCUUGCCCUCCUGGCCAUCAGCGGCUGCAGCCGUCUCCUCCAGGCCAGCCUUGGGCCCUGCUCGCUAGGAGCCAUGGGCAGCACCCAGGAGCAGCAGCUGGAGCAGCGGGCAUCCCUGGCUAGGUCCCUGAUGGAGAUUCUCAGCAACCUGGAGGCAGCCCUGUCAGGUGGCCAGGGACCCAACAGGACUGCUUUGGCCCUGGAAGCACCACUCCUCAGCCUCUCUGUGCACAGGCUGAUCUCCUCCCAGCUGGGUGCCACUGUUCUCUCCUUCCCCAGCAAACCCUGGGCAGCCAGGGUGGUCUUGCCAGAGCAGCAUGCCUUGGACCCCUUUGUGCCGCCCAACGUCUGUGUCGAUGUGCAGAUGACGAGCUUCUUGGGGAGCCCUUUCUUCCCUUCCGAUACCUCCACACAGCAUGUGGUCACAGGCACCGUCCUUGAACUGGACCUCCUUGUUGGGAACACUGAGAUCCAUGUCGGCCACCUGAGCACUCCAGUCCAGAUCUUCCUGCCCCAGGCACUGGCCUCAGAGGACUGGGGCCCCACUGUCUCUGUCUCUCCUGGGAAGUCGCUACUUCUGACAGUGGAGGGAAGGUGGGCAGGGGGCUCCCUGGGGAUCCAGGCCUCCACCCGGCCCCAGCAGCCUUUGGGGCUCUUCCUGCUGCAGUGGGAUCAGCAGCUCCUGCAGCCCAGCGCCAUCGACCCAGGUGGCUACUCUUGGCUAGUGGGGUCAGAGGUGCUCCUGGCCCCAGGGGGAGCCCCUCGCUUCCUGCUGGUGCCACUGAACCUCUCCACUGGGAGCUCCGAGGUCUCCAUCCACCUCAGUGCCUAUGGGACCCAGUGCCUCUCCUGGCACCAACCCAGCGCCCAGUGGAGGGAGGACGGCUGUUUGGUGGGGCCCCAGAGCCGCCUGGUGCCAGGAGGGCAUUGUCUGUGCACCCACCUCUCCUUCUUCGGCACCUCUUUCUGGGUGGCACCAGUCCAAGUGGAUCUGGUGCGUACAGCAGAGUACUUCGGGCGCGUUAGCGAGAACCCCAUCCUGGCCAUCCUGCUGGGGGUCCUCUAUGCACUCUACUUGUCAGGGAUGGCAUGGGCCUGCUGGAUGGACAUGCGAAAUCCACCCCAGGUGAGGGCCACCCUGCUGAUGGGGGACGACCCCUGUGCCCAGUAUGGCUACCUGCUGCGUGUCAGCCUGCAGUGGUCCCAGAGUCCUGGCUGCAGCAUUGAGCUCUCCAUCAGCCUCCAGGGAUCCUCUGGCACCAGCAAGCCCCGGCGCCUCCCCUCCCCUGGUGCUGGCACCUUUCUGCUGCACGAACCAUGCCCACUGGGAGAGCUGCAGAGCAUCUGGCUGUGGCAGGAGAGCCCCAAUGCCCCACAGGCACCCUGGUACAUAUCAGAGGUCACGGUGCAUGACCUGCCACAGCGAAAGCACUUCUACUUCCCUUGCCAUGCUUGGCUUGUUGCAGGAGAAGAUGGGCUCAGCAGCUCCCCACAGCGCUUCCCAGCAGCUCCCUCAGAAAAGGCAUUCUGCAGGCCCAUCUUCCGGCAAAGGGCCCUGCGGGACCUCUGGGAGGAGCACACAGUUCUGCUGGUCCUGCAGCCACCGCCCCACAGCCCCUUCACCCGGGCCCAGCGCCUCUCCUGCGGCUGGUGCCUCCUGCUCUGCUCAGCCCUCAUUAGCCUCAUGUUCUGGGAGGUUCCACAGGAAGAUGCACCUCAACUGUGUGUCGGCAGCGUCUUCUCCCUCUCCUGGAAGGAUGUCGUGAUCGGGGCAGAAAGCGCCCUCCUCGCCUUCCCCAUCAACUUCCUUGUCGUCUUCAUCUUCCAGCGCACUAAGCCCCGCAGGCGCAACCGGGAACCCAGACAGGCACCCUCCACAGGGCUCAGUGUCCCAGAUGGACCCAGUAGCCCACAGGUGGCUGUGCUUGAGCAUCUGCGUAAUGCCGUGGGGGUCCUGAGCAGAGGAACAGAAUGGUUGGAGCCACAGCACCCACUCCUUCCCAGCCUGAGCCUCGAGGAACUUCUGCAGCUGCUGGGCCGUCUGGUCCUGGCUGAUGAGGGGCAGCCCAAGACCCUGCAUGAUGCUGAGGAGCCCAAAUCCUCCUCAUCGCUGCACAAGGUCUAUUGCAGCCGCUUCCUCCUCCGGAAACUGCAGCUCGUGGCAUGCCUCCUAGAAGAGCUGGAAGCAGGGUCCUCUCCGGCCUGUCCCCCCCAGGCCCUGCAACUGGUGCAGGAGAUGGCGGGAGCCCUGGAUGCACGCCUCUCAUCUGGUCAACAUGGCCACCACAAGCGAUGCCAAUGGUGCCUCCCCUGGUGGGGCGCCUUGGUGGGCUGGGCCCUGCUUGCCUCCCUCAGCACCAUCUCCACCUUCUUCAUCCUGCUCUAUGGCUUCCACUAUGGCAAGGAGAGCACUGAGCGCUGGCUGAUCUCCACUGCUGUCUCCCUCGGGCAGAGCCUCCUGGUGCUCCAGCCUCUGAAGGUGGUCUGCUUUGCCAUCUUCUUUGCGCUGCUCCUGAAGAAAGCAGAGGAUGAAGUCCCUGCUGAGGAGGGGUCCCUUGAUCCACCAGAUGACAGGCUGAGCUCUCACCAGUGACCAGGAGAGGACAGCCUUCCACUCAGGACCCCCAGCCACUCCCAGUCUCUCCGUUGGACCACUCUGUGCUGCCUCUCUUUCUGGAGCCACAACGUCCAUUGCCCCCUACAUGCUCCCAUCCACCCUCCUUUGCUCAGAUGAAGCUGCCCAUGGCCCUGCAGAGACUGGACCCAGAAUUGGCAGAGCAAGGCAGCUGGGGCGGCGGGGGGGGGGGAAGAGAAGACACCUCCCUCCCAAUCCUGUGACCUACUCCUCAUUGAUUGACAGGGAUUGAGCUCAAUAAAGGAAAUGCACCUAUCCAUCACGUUGAU
Molecule: messenger RNA, 5330 nt
Organism: Sceloporus undulatus (fence lizard)
Lineage: Eukaryota; Metazoa; Chordata; Lepidosauria; Squamata; Phrynosomatidae
Product: polycystic kidney disease protein 1-like 2
Exons: 19
Coding region: 2500-5019 (839 amino acids)
Biological process (GO): detection of mechanical stimulus
Cellular component (GO): membrane
Molecular function (GO): protein binding; calcium channel activity
Source: RefSeq, a predicted model, not a curated record